Ipomoea nil (Japanese morning glory) is the source of this 1687-nucleotide messenger RNA. RefSeq names its product serine carboxypeptidase-like 11. The record is from RefSeq and is a predicted model, not a curated record. The transcript is spliced from 14 exons. The coding region runs from base 58 to 1410 and encodes 450 amino acids. Gene Ontology annotation, molecular function: serine-type carboxypeptidase activity; acyltransferase activity, transferring groups other than amino-acyl groups. Gene Ontology annotation, biological process: secondary metabolic process; proteolysis. NCBI's taxonomy places the organism in Eukaryota, Viridiplantae, Streptophyta, Magnoliopsida, Solanales, Convolvulaceae.
ACAGCGAGCAAAAAUGUGCCUUUUCUUCUUCUGACAAUUAAAUUAAAUUUGACGAAAAUGUUGUUGGCAAAUCUUUUGCGACGAAGAUGCUCCGGUUCUCUUCCCUUGCUUCUAGGAACCGUCGUUGUUUUAUGGUUUUGCUCUUCACAUCAUGUUGCAGCAACAGGCUCUAAGGUGGAGUAUCUCCCAGGGGUUCGACCUGAAGGGCCUCUUCCAUUUGAACUUGAAACCGGAUAUAUCGGUGUUGGAGAAUUAGAAGAUAUACAACUUUUUUACUAUUUUGUAAAGUCUGAAUCAAAUCCCAGUAUUGAUCCUAUUGUGCUUUGGAUCACCGGUGGUCCCGGGUGCUCUUCUUUUGUUGCAAUGACGGAAGAAAUUGGGCCAUUGUUAUUUGAUCUACCAAAGAAUAACUGGACUUUGCCUACAUUGUCACUAAAUCCUUAUUCAUGGACAAAGGUUGCAAGCUUUAUCUAUCUAGAUUAUCCCGUGGGAGCAGGAUUUUCGUAUGCUAAAAGUUCAAAAAAUUAUACUGCGAAUGAUGUAGAAGCAAGUUAUCAUGCAGCUGAAUUCAUUCGCAAGUGGUUAGAAGAUCAUUUUCAAUAUCAAUCAAACUCAUUCUAUGUUGGUGGAGACUCAUAUUCUGGUAUUACCGUUCCAAUGGUUGUUCAAGCAAUAUCAUAUGGGAUUGAUGCAAGAUUUAAGUCACACGUUAAUCUUAAGGGCUACGUCAUUGGCAAUGGAGUCACAACUCAACAUGACAACUACAGCGAUAUUUUUCGAACGGCUCGCGGAUUUAGUCUUAUUUCAGAUGAACAGUAUAUGAGAACGAAAGAUUGUACGGGAGAUUGCAUAAAUAGGUUGCGUUUACUGAAUACCGGGCCACAUUUUUAUUGGCCUAAUGUUAUUGGAGAAGAAAAUGAUGCUAAAAGGUUUCGUGGAUACAAUAUACAUGCCUUUGAUCGUCAUUUAAUAUUUAAGGCUGCAGUAAUUGCAUCUCAUUGGAUGAAUCAUGAUGAUAACGUUCUAGAGGCCCUGCAUGUUCGGAAGGGAUGCGGUGAAAAAUGGGCUAAAUGCAGGAUACCUUUGCGAUAUGAAAGAACUGUGAAAGACACUAGAGCAUAUCAUGCAAAUCUUAGCACAAAAGGUUACAGAUCUCUUAUAUACAGUGGAAAUGCUGAUUUGUAUGUGAAUUCAUUUUAUGCUGAAACAUGGACAAAAUCAUUGAAUUAUUCUGUCAUUAAUGAUUGGCGACCUUGGAGGAUGAACAAUCGAAUUGUUGGCUAUACAAGGACCUUCUCCAACAACAUGACAUAUGCCAAAAUCUUGGGAUCGGACCACAUUGCUCCAACAAUCACACCUGCGGAAUGCUUCAUCAUGUUUAAGAGAUGGAUAUCACAUGAACAACUUUAAUAUUGUAUGGCAAAUGGUAAAAUAUACGUUAGAAGUAUGUUUCCUUCGAAAACAUAUGGCUGUACUUGAGUUUUAUUUGGAUGGUUUAUGAUGAACGUCAACAAAUACAAAAUAUUGUUAUAAUAUUAUUGUAAUGAAUAAAUUACUGUGGAGAAGCACCUUGUGCUCAGAUGGCAUGUAGUGACUCUCUUAUAUGGGAGGUCAUAAGAUCGAGUCUCAGUGGAGGUGGUGUUGACUCUAAAAGUAGUGGUAGCUUUAAAAAAAAAAAUUAAUGCUA